AUGAAGACACCAAUCUCCGCAUCGAAACGAUACGUUCAUCGCCUUCUUAAACCCCAUAAAUAUUUCACGACCACCCAUCUCCGCCGCCUCUCCGUUGCACCUGAUUCAACGCAACCACCUUCACAAGAAGAAUUGACGGAAACCGCUAUUACCCAGCUGAAGAUCACCGAGGAUUGGACAAGCAACACCAAUCUCCACUACCAACUCCUCUCUCUGCCCCCUCAAUCUCUCAUCAAAAUCGCUCGUCACCUCGAAACUUCAAAUAAAGCUCUUAAAUUUUUCCAUUUCAUUCAUGACAACCAAUCUCCGUCUCUUUCUCAACUACCGCUACCUUCAAUAUUCCAAACUGUUAUCGAGCUAGCAAUGCGUGAAGAAGAUUCAGUUCCCCUUGUUGAUUUAUUCAACCUUUCCAAGGAACUAAAGGUCCCCCUCACCUCCAACUCAGCAAUCCUGUUAAUCAGAUACUUUUUUCAUGUCAAAAAGGUUCAAGAAUCUCUGGAAUUGUAUAAUGAAUUAGAACCACAUGCGAAGAACACCAACGUGAAAAACACAUUACUGGGUUUGUUGUUGAAAUCUAACAGAUUUGAGGAUGCACACAAGCUGCUCGAUGAAAUGCUUCAAUCAGAUACUAAGUUUCCCCCCAACGAGACUACAUUAAGCGUUGUCUUUUCUGUGUUGCUUCGAUGGAAUUGUGGGAAAGAGGAUGAAAAAAUCCUUGGUUUGAUCCCAAAAUUUGGGAUACAUGGUGUGUUUCCCUGUAAUGUUUGGUUAACUCAAUUAAUCACUAGGUUAUGCAGGAGUCACAGAAAUGAUAAAGCUUGGGACUUGUUGCAUGAGCUAAUAAAGUUUGGCAAACUUGAAGCUGGACCAUGUAAUGCACUUUUAUCAGGGUUGUCAAGAGAGCGAAACUACAAGAGGAUAAAUCUUGUAUUGAAUGAGAUGAAGGAGAAUAACAUAAAGCCAGAUAUUGUCACCUUCGGGAUGUUAGUGAAUCACCUGUGCAAAGCCCAUAGGGUAGAUGAUGCGUUAGAUAUGCUUAAAAAGAUGAAGGAAGGAAGUGAUGGAAUCUCCAUAAAACCAGAUGUGAUUCUCUACAACACUGUAAUCGAUGGUUUAUGCAAAGUGGGUAGGCAAGCAGAAGGUUUCUUGUUAAUGGAACAAAUGAAAUCAGAACACAACUGUGCUCCAAAUGUUGUAACCUACAACUGUUUGAUAGACGGGUUUUGUAAAUCAGGUGAAAUCGAACGUGCACACGAGCUUUUUGAUCAAAUGGACAAAGAGAACGUUGCUCCAAAUGUGAUUACAAUGAACACUCUGGUAGAUGGAAUGUGUAAAAACGGAAGAAUCAGUAACGCGAUGGAGUUCUUUAGAAAAAUGCAAGAAGAAAAGGGUAUAAAAGGAAACGCAGUUACUUAUUCUACAUUGAUUUCUGCUUUUUGCAAUGUGAAUAACAUGGAUAGAGCAAUGAGACUGUUUGAUGAGAUGGAGUCUUUAGGGUCUCCUGAUGCACUUGCUUACUAUAGUUUAAUUUCUGGUUUGACUCUAGCUGGAAGACCAGAUGAUGCUGCUUUUAUUGCUUCAAAAAUGAAAAAAUCUGGAUUUUUACCGGAUCUUUUAACCUACAACACUUUAAUCGGUGGAUUUUGUAGAAAAAAGAAACUUGACAAAGCAGUUGAGAUUCUUAAAGACAUGGAAGAUUCCAAGAUCAAACCUGAUUCUGUCACCUACAAUACUCUAAUUUCCUACUUCACCCAAAAUGGUGACUUUGGAACUGCUCAUAAGUUCUUGAAACAAAUGGUAAAAGACGGAAAUGCCCCUACAGUAGUGACGUAUGGUACUCUCAUCCAUGGGCAUUGCUUGGCUGGGAAUCUUGAUGAGGGUUUGAAUCUUUUUGAGGAAAUGAUUAGAACAUCAAAAGUUGUUCCUAAUAAUGUCAUAUAUAAUAUCUUGAUUGAUUCUCUUUGCAAAUGUGGGAAAGUCGAUCAUGCUCUUUCAUUAAUGGAUGGGAUGUUAGAGAAAGGUGUUGCACCAAAUACUACAACAUAUAAUGCGAUGCUGAAAGGGAUUUCAAGUAGAAAUAGGCUGAAAGAUGCUGAAAGGCUUAUGAAUCAGAUGACAACUCAAGCUUGUAAUCCAGAUUACAUUACAAUCGAGAUUUUGAAUGAUUGGUUUUCUGCAAUUGGUGAAGCUGACAGGUUGAAGCAAUUUGUGCAAGGAUUUCAAGCGUCUUCUUCUGCUGCUUAA
This is a messenger RNA of Lactuca saligna, 2244 nucleotides long. NCBI's taxonomy places the organism in Eukaryota, Viridiplantae, Streptophyta, Magnoliopsida, Asterales, Asteraceae. The record is from the annotation of a GenBank genome assembly.